AUGCUUCGAGAUGAGACGCAGGUGCCGGCAGACGAGCUCCGCAGCUUCCUUGAGCUCCGCAAGAUCGCGAAGGCGUUUUGGGAUUUCAAGCUCACCUUCCGCGAGACCCGCUGCUCCACUGAGGAUGCGGCGAAGUACUUCUCCAACAUCAACCACCUCGGGGUACCGCUGCCGCAAAAGUCGCUGCAGAUGAUGCCCGCGUACUGCAUCGCCGACCCCGCUACAAAGAUCAAGUUCAACCAGAUGGUCAAGGCGUCGAUCGACCAGUUUGCCUACAUGCCUCCGCACGUGGCGCGCGCCUUCAGUGACGAAAUCGUUGUGCGCGCCCUCAACUACAAGCAGGAGCAGGAGACCGUCGCGCAGCUCAACCUCAACAGCGUCGAUUGGUCGGAGCACUCGAAGGAACGGCUCAAGGCCACCUUCGAGUGGGUGAGCCAGCUUCGCCAGGAGUGGGGCCUUGAGUCCGCACCCGCGGCGAUGUCCGCUCAAGAUGGCUUUGUUCGCCCCGCCCUGGCCGUGAUGAUCGUCGCUUUGUACCGCUACGUCCCUGUCAACGGGGACAUCGACGACGUCGAGGUGGACGAGGAAGAUGCUCGGCUGCGUCGGCUCGGUGUGUACUUCGCCUUGCGCAUGCUCUACUUUGCGACGCUGAAGUCGCACGAGAAGGGCACCGGCGUGCAGAUCAAGUGGGCCAGCGACAUUCUCGACGGCGAGCUCCCGCAGAUCAACGUGCUACUUCCCGAAGUCGACGCUGGCCAGGCCAUCGACCAGAAGCUCCGGGCGCCCUUCCUCACCAUGAUCAGCAUGCUACGCCACUUCGAGGCUGCCCCCUCUGCCGCCGCUGCGGCGGCCUCGUCUACUGCCUCGUCGCACAUCGUCUUUGAUGUGACGCCCGAUGAUGUCAACUGGCAAAAGCACCACUUCUACCCGAAGGAGAUGUGCGAGCAAGCGAGCAUCGAGAAGGGGAUCUACAACUCGCUCUACAACUUCACCUGGCUCGAGCACUCGGUCAAUGCCAAGCUCUGCUGCCACCCUGCCAUCUAUUUGCCCCUGCUCAAGUUUGUGUACGUUGACGGCAACGACAAGGGGACUCUCGAGGCGAAGGAGCCGCCGGCAGCGCCGAGGAAGCGACGACGCACCCCCGCCAUUGUGGACUCCACCAUCUCAUGGGACAACCCGGACAUCAUCAAGAUCCUCAAGGACACGGAGCUCACCCCCGAGAAGUUCCGGGAGUCGUACGUCAUCAAACCCGACCCGGCGACGGUGACGAGCUCGAAGCUGGACGAGUGGCUGGAGCAAAACUUCUUCCUGCCGGCAGGGGUCGACGACGACAUCUUCGUGGAGCUCAAGGGGCGGCGCAAGCGCGUGAUGGACGCAAUCGAGAGCGUUGUCGCGGUUGCUGGCUGGGAGGCGUCGUCGGUGCACUUCACUGCCGGCCGUUGA
Molecule: messenger RNA, 1443 nt
Organism: Emiliania huxleyi CCMP1516
Lineage: Eukaryota; Haptophyta; Isochrysidales; Noelaerhabdaceae
Exons: 5
Coding region: 1-1443 (480 amino acids)
Source: RefSeq, a predicted model, not a curated record